Misgurnus anguillicaudatus (oriental weatherfish) is the source of this 2602-nucleotide messenger RNA. NCBI's taxonomy places the organism in Eukaryota, Metazoa, Chordata, Actinopteri, Cypriniformes, Cobitidae. The record is from RefSeq and is a predicted model, not a curated record.
UUGUUUUCAGGUAUGAUAAUGAUGAUGAUGAUGAUGAUGAUGAUGAAGCAGGUGGGAUUAAUCUUCCUCCUGACUGAACUCACUCAGGUCUCUACUUUUACAAACUACACAGCGUGUAAAAAUCGUGACAGAAAGAGAACAUGGAGUGUGACAGCUGGAGAGUCUUUGUAUCUAAUGUGUCCAAAUCUUGAUUGUUAUGAAGACAAAUAUAACAGUUCAUAUGUUUGGUUUAAGAAUAUCAAUAAAACGAUGAGUUUGGAAAAGAUUGGAACAGAGGAACACGAGCGUGUGCAUUACCACAGAUCUGUGUUAUACAUCCUUCAGUUAACUCUAGAAGAUACAGGACGUUAUAUCACACAGGAAUGGUUUUCGGAUCAAACUUGUCGUGAAUUUGAAGUGGACCUUGUGGUUUAUGAAGAGUUUAGCCCAAAUCUUUUAUAUUCUGACAUUUCAAUAUCAAGGGAAAGCUCGAAUUCAAUUCCCUGUCCUGUGUGUGAAAAUCAAAAUGGAACAUUCAUCUGGUAUAAGAAUUUCUCUCUCAUUUCAACUCAAGAGUUUGGGGAUAUUUUACGCAUUCGUAAUGCGAAGGUAUUUACACGUGUGUUUGUACCUGGGAACAUCAUGGCAGAAAGUACAACACCUCUGCAUCUCGUCCGGUUUACAUUACAGAACCAUCUGCCAUUAUUCCUCCACAGAUCAUUCUUCCUGUCAAUAACUCCAUUUUUUAUGUUGAUAUGGGUACAGAAAUUGUCCUCACAUGUUCUGUGUUCACUGGAUCCUUCGGGAAAGAUAAGUGCUGGUGUGACUGGGAAAGAAACGGGACCACGCUGAAUGGAUAUAAAGUGGAAUACAGAGAGGAUGAUGAGUUCAUUCAUGCAGUUCUGACCAUCAGUGAAGUUUCUCAGGUGGACCUGUCUGUGUUUCAGUGUAUAGCUGAUUACUCGUAUGAAGUGAUGUUUGUAUCGGUCACUUUGAAGAGCAGAGAUGUGGGAGUAUCGAGUCUGACGCUGAUCUCAGUUUGUGUUUGUGUGCUGUUUCUCUUUCUGCUGAUCACCGGAGCAGUCAACAUGUUCGCUGUAGAUUUUGUGCUUUUAGUCAGAGGAAUUUUCAAGAAGCUCAACAGAAAAGAAGAUGGGAAAGUGUAUGACGCUUAUGUGAUUUACCAGAGAAACAACUUAGAUGAGACGUCAGAAAAAACUUUAAGUGAAUUUAUUAAUGAAGAACUUCCUACGGUAUUGGAGAAAAACUUUGGCUACAAACUUUACAUUCCUGCUAGAGAUGAUCUACCAGGCGAAGACUGCAUGAGUCUGAUCGAAACUAAGAUAGAGCUCAGCCGAAGACUUAUCUUCAUGAUCACUCCAGGAAACAGAGAGCAAGAACACAGCGGUUCUCCUGAAGCUUAUGAUGUUCAGGUGGGACUCCAUCAGGCUUUGGUACAGGGAGACACCGCUGUCAUCCUCAUCCAGUUAGAAGAAAUCCAGGACUACACACAUCUGCCACUCGGACUGCAGCAUCUUCUCAAAAACAAUCCUCCUUUACAAUGGAGAGAUGGAGAAAAAACAAAUUCAAGGUUUUGGAGACAAGUGCGCUACAGAUUACCCGUUCCAUCAUGUCAGAAAGACUGUCUGAAGAAAACAUCUGUAACAUUAAACUAUCACAAGAUUCAGACUGAAAAUGAACAAAUAUGAUCCAGGCUCUAAAUCCAGGCUGAAGUCUCAAAAUCUAAUAAUGAGAUUGAAUUCACAUCUUUGACUUAAUCUUAGAUAUCAAGGUUUUAUUUUUGCAAAAUGUUCUUUACAGUAUGUCUAAAAAGUGUUUUGUUCCGUAACUUUGUUCCGUAAAAAUAACUAUUGCGAGUUAAGUACCUUUACUAGACAAAUUAUGCGAAUGCUUUGUUAAAGAGAAAAGUUUUAAGUCUAGAUUUAAAAUGAUCGAUUUAAAUCAUUCCAGAGCUUAGGGGCUAAAUAGGAAAAGGAUCUUCCACUUUUAGACACUUUUGAUAGUCUAGGGAUAGUCAAUAGACCAGAAUUUUGCAACCGUAGUGUGCGUGAUGGAUUGUAUUCUGAUAGUAAUUCUCUAAGAUAUGAGGGUGCUAGGCCAUUUAAAGCUUUGUAGGUGAUUAGUGAUAUUUUAAAUUGUAUGCGAUAUUUAACUGGUAGCCAGUGUAAAGAUGCCAGAAUUGGGCUUAUGUGGUCGUACUUUUUAGAUCGAGUAAGUACCCUUGCAGAAGCGUUUUGAACUAGCUGAAGCUUGUUUACCUGAUUUGCAUGGCAUCCCCCAAGUAGCGAGUUACAAUAGUUUAUUCUAGAGGUCAUAAAAGCAUGGAUAAGCUUCUCUGCGUCACAUGUAGACAGUAUAUGGCGUAUUUUUGAGAUAUUUCUAAGAUGGAAGAAUGCUGUGCGGCAGACGUUGACGAUAUGACUAUCGAAGGAUAAGUUGCUGUCGAACAUCAGACCUAAGUUCCUAACCGAGGAAGAUGGCACCACAGUACAGCCAUCUAUGUGCAAUUUGUAAUCUGACAUAUUAUGUUUGUAGCGAUUCGGUUUAAUAACAAGUAUCUCUGUCUUAUUGGAGUUGAGCUUAAGAAAGUUAUGUGCGAGCA